This is a messenger RNA of Periophthalmus magnuspinnatus, 7991 nucleotides long. It is a transcript of the gene stk17b, whose product is annotated as serine/threonine kinase 17b (apoptosis-inducing). NCBI's taxonomy places the organism in Eukaryota, Metazoa, Chordata, Actinopteri, Gobiiformes, Gobiidae. Gene Ontology annotation, biological process: protein phosphorylation; positive regulation of apoptotic process; intracellular signal transduction. The record is from RefSeq and is a predicted model, not a curated record. The transcript is spliced from 7 exons. Gene Ontology annotation, cellular component: nucleus. Bases 424 to 1485 code for a protein of 353 amino acids. Gene Ontology annotation, molecular function: ATP binding; protein serine/threonine kinase activity.
GUCCACAAAGCGUCUGUCAAGCGGAGGAGAUGCACACGAGCGCAAAGUCUCCGCACAAACUUACUCUAUUUGCACUUUUAUCCAUGCUGUAACCUUGGAAAAUAGCUAACUAAAAUCGCGUGUUGUUGUACAUUUUUGAUACAAGCUGGUGUCGCGUUUUGAAGUCGUUUAAGUUUGUUUUAAGCCACUUUUCAAUCACUGACCUUCGUGCUAACUCCGCGGGCUAACUCCACUGCAAUAACCUAAACAAACAGCGGUGUUAGCUAGCAGUAAUAUGUAACGAUUAUAACUUUAGACAUGUUAAAUUUAGUUAGCACGUAGUUUAGGGUUUGUGUUUUUAGUUUGGGGUGGAGGACCGACUGGGAGAGCUCGAUUGCUGGAGGUUUGUCUGUCAGCGGGACCGUGAACACACACAAGCCGAGGAUGAUGUCUCGAAGGCGGAUAGACAGUCGGAGCGGAGCCGCUGGCACCACGGGGCUCCUCAGUGACAUCAACACUCCCAUCUGCUCUGAACCUUUCGAAAGUGUCUAUGAAAUCACCGGAGAACUGGGGAGGGGUAAGUUUGCGGUGGUGAGACGCUGUGUGGAGAAAGCCUCUGGUAAAGUGUUUGCUGCUAAGUUCCUGAAGAAGAGGAGACGUGGGCGUGACUGCAGAGCGGAGGUGGUCCACGAGAUGGCCGUCCUGGAGAUGACCCGGAACAGCGCCCGAGUGGUGAACCUGCACGCAGCCUACGAGACCGACCACGACAUCGUCCUCGUGCUCGAAUACGCCGCAGGGGGAGAGAUCUUUGACCACUGUAUUUCUGAUGAACUUCUCCCUGAGGCUCAGAUCAUUCGGCUGAUCAGACAGACGCUGGAGGGAGUGCACUACCUCCACCAGAGCAGCCUCGUACAUCUGGACCUCAAGCCUCAGAACAUCCUCCUCACCAGCCUGACUCCAGUGGGCGACAUUAAAAUCGUGGACUUUGGUUUGGCUCGACGGCUCGGAGCGGUAGGAGAGCUCAGGGAGAUUCUGGGCACACCUGAAUAUGUGGCUCCUGAGAUCUUGAACUAUGAGCCCAUCACAACAUCCACAGACCUUUGGAGCGUGGGGGUGAUCGCGUACAUGCUCGUGACUGGAGAGAGUCCUUUUGUGGGGGACGAUAAACAGGAGACAUAUUUAAAUGUGUCUCAGAUUAAUGUGGACUACAGCCGCGAAACCUUCUCAAGAGUUUCAGAGCUCGCUGUGGACUUCAUUAGAAAACUGCUCGUCAAAGCCCCCGAAGAUCGUCCCAGCGCGGCCGAGUGCAUGAGCCACCCCUGGCUGUGGCAGCAGUCCCUCUCCUUGACCUCUGACCCCUCCUAUGCCCCCCGCCCCCUCCGCGAGCGCAGCUGUGGCACCAAAUGGACCAUGCCACCCGAAGACACAGAAGACAAGGAGAACAUGAUCGAGUCGCCUCACUCUCAUGCCAAAAAGUUCAGGUUGGAAGAAGAUGGGGACUUUUGAAAUAUGGAGAAAUCUUUGUUUUUUUCAUUAAGCUUUUAAAUUGUUUUAUUAUUAUUAAGACUGCGCAAAACCAGCAGCUCCAUGCUCACUGCCCGCAUUCAGUAUAAUCUGCUAUAAGCUCUGCAUUUCAGCCAAAGACAAAGAUAACAUGUGAGAUGCAUUACUUAUUCAGGGAUAGUCAGGUGUUUUGUAAAGAACAGUCUAUACAAGAUAUUAAGGAGACUUAAGAUCAAUGCAGGAUUUCAGUCUAAAACAGAUAUAAUUAGUCCAAGUUACAAAAAAUCUUUAUCCGUGGCUUUCAAAAUGAAGAAAAAUUAGGACCGUUUAGAAAAAUUUAAACCAAAUAUUCAAUCUUUGGAAUAGAGAAAGUCCUUAAAAUGUCACCUAUAACAAGAAGCAUGGACACAAUUGCUUUGUUUAGGCCAUUCAUGUUACUGUCAACUAUAGUUUGGAGUUAGACAGAAGCACAUGUCUUGAGAGGGACAUAGAUACUAUUUGGUGUCUUUAAAAAUGUCUAAAAUGUUCAAUCAGAACCCUUACUAAAUUUUACCAGUUUUUCUGCACCAUAUUUUGUGAAUAUUUCUUAGAUCGCACAUUAAAUUAAAAUAAUAUUAAACAACAUUAAAUCCAGUGUCUACAGUUGUGAGUAGAGUGCCUAAAAUUGUUCGCAGUUUAUUCCUUUGUUCCUUGUUUUGAGAUCAGUGCAGAAUCAAUAUAAAGUUGAGAAAAGUCCACUACCUGAUUUGCGUCGUUAGCAUAGCAACUAAAUUAGCAUAGCAGUUAAUUAGCCUUUAUUUGACAUCACUUUUAGUAUCUAGUCCUGCAAAUCUCUGCUCAAAAUGUACUGGCUAAAAUGAUAUCAAAUAGACUUGUACAAAACACUUGACUAUCUUCACCUCUUGAUUAAACUGUGUACAUAUUUCCAGGUUAGCGCAGUGUGUGUGUAAUCUAAAGUAUUUAAUAAUAGUUGUUUAAUUGUUUGAUAUUUUUAAAAGGGGGAUUCGUAAACCCACUCCUGGAUGAGUGUUAGUUGUCCCUGUUCAAAUGAAGGCUAGUAUUUUGAAUAUUUGUGGUAUUUUUCUAUGCAAUAAGUCAAGUUUUAAAUGUCUUUAAAUUAAACGUAACAAUAUCUUAGGAAUAGCAAUGAUACAAUACCAGCAUUUAUUAUUAUUACUAUUAAAGGGUAAGGCAGCAGGUUAAAUAUAGCACAAUGAAUGACUGCAUACAUAGUUUUAUAUCAGAUGUGGUUAAAUAUAUUCUUAAAACAUGUGUUCACCGUUCCUAAUGCACUUCCAAUGGAUUUUUAUUAUACAUUCCGACAUUCCUAUUAGCUUAGCAGUUUUUCCAUGGUGUUGGGUGUCCUUCUGAAGAACCAUUAAUAGAUAAAGUAUUACUUCCCUUUCACAAUAAAAGUUUAUAGAUAUAUCAGUAUUGUCAUGCCAUAAAAACAUAAUCUGCCCCCGCUAAACAAUAAAAACAUUAGAUAUAGUUUAAGAUUUAGUGCGCUUUAAUAUGCUACAUUCCUCAUAGCUUCAAAAUAAAAGUCUCAGGUGAUAUAUUGAAAUGAACCCGUAAAGAGCAUAAGCUUAUUUUAACAUUCCUCCUUCCCUUUCACAAUAAAAUACCUAAAUAAGACCAUUACUAGAUGACUUGAAAGCACAAUGCAUUCCUAACACGACAAAAAUCUGCACUGCUGAUUUAACAUUAAAACUACUCCCAAAAACAUGAAUAUUCUGAAUGUAAAGGUGCACUUUGUAACUGUUCCCAUGGAGAACGCACUCCUUUGCCUACAUCCAUGGAGAUGAGUCAGAUCUGUGGAGAUGCGACCCUGCUGACAUUACGCAUACAUGUUUUUCGGGGUAUUCCUGAGCCAUAAAAAACACUCACAUUUAAUGAAAACCUUCCAAGCAAAACAACAACUUCUCCAUGGAGACAAGGAGAUCUAAAAGUUACACAGUGUACCUCUUAGUCACUUGGGCAGAUAUUUCAUUUUUGCUGUGUUAUUAGCAUUAUUAGCCAACCUUACAGUGUGUUCCAGGACCGUUUGUUCACAUGCUGUCCGUACACGUAGUCAAAUGAUUUCCUCAACUAAAUAUCAGUUCCUUUUUCUAUAUUUACAAAACUUAGCACUUGGCCUAAACUGAUAAAACAACACGUUUUUUUUUCACUUCCUCAAUUAUAAUCUUACAUUUAGUUUUUCCACGGUGCCUGAAGUUGUAUAUCUGUUUCUAUACUCAGGACUGUAUGCUAACUUUAUUUUGAACUUUUUAAAUGCCUACUAUACUUAUUUAUGUGCUGGACUUUUAUCUCGGUGUAAAUAUUGUGGUCUUAAAAAGAAGAGGGGGAACAAGUUGGUGGAAUUCACGAGAGAAUUGACGGCGUUUUAAUUUGGAGUGGAGCGGGUAAAGGUUUUGGUUGGUUAGUGAUAAAAAAAAGGUAAAGUGAAGAGGAUGUUUUGAAAGGAAUUGAAAGUAGGGUUUGAUAAUCAGGGUUUCCACAAAAAAGAACAAAACAAGCACAUCCAUUACAGUUUGUAUAAUAUAAAUUAAUCGUUUUAAAUUGCCGACUUGAUACUUUUCACUCAAGUUCGAGUUUAAUCCGAGCUUUGUUUUAACACAGUCUGACCAGAAAGAGCUGAUUUAGCUGAAACGACAACAGCUGAUUAAAGUUUUGGCGUUACAGUUGUGCUACCAACAACUAGCACGCUGAUGCACUUCCUGAUUAUCGAACAAUAAAACAGUUUUUAAUUAAAUGCAGACUUAUUUUGACCUCCAGAGCUGCUUUUACACUAUAUCAACGCUGAGGAAAGACAAAUAUUGCUCAAAUACAUAGGAACACUUGGAUACAGGGGGAUUAACUUUGUAUUUUCCCCUUUUAAUUUUCUUCGAAAGCGAUGUAUUCUAAAGUGUGGGAACCCUGAUUGUGAAUGGACAGGAAUGCGGACUGUAACGUGAUACGAGCGUUAGCGUGUUGUUGUGGAAAGAAGAAUUCGACAAAGGCGUUUUGAGAAAGUCGAGAUACGUAAGAAAAGAGGGUUUAGUGCGAGAGUUUGAGCUGAACGGAUAUUUUAAUUGUGCCGGUUUUAGAAAGUAUUAAGAACGAUCCAGUGUACGGACUGUGCCACGUGAGGAGCUAUAGACGUGGGAUUAACCAGCUUUUGUUCAGUUGAUAUGUACUUAAUGCUACGAUCAACCAAAACAUUACAUUACAAGAGCAUUUUGGUAGUUGUAGUUGUAAAGUUGAGCAGGAAAAAUGGGAAGGAUAAGAAGGAUUUUGGCAGCUUUGACUGAUUGUGACGACUGAACAGCUGAGUCAGUGUGUCUCCGUACUGCAGCUCUAGUCCCAGUCUGCAGAGGUGCUUUAGACCCGGGUUAGUCCUGAUUUAGUCUGGUGUUAGACCAGAUUUAGCCUUAGUUAUGUGCAGCAUUUGUGGUAGACCAGGUGAAGUCCUGGUUUAGACCUGGCUCAGCUCUUUUGUGUUGUUUCCUGUCUGCAGUGGUCCAGAUCUGUCAGAUUGGCUCUUGUCUUGGUUUAGUCCUGGUUUAAUCCUGGUUUAGUCCUGUCGUCAGUAUCUAUAAACUGCGCUUUAGACCCGGGUUAGUCCUGGUUUAGUGCUGAAAUAGACCUGCUUCGGAUUAGAACUGGUUUAUUUCUGGCUCGGUGCUUGUUCUGAUUUUAUAGAGUUGAAUGUUCAUUAAUAAGUUGAAUAUAAACCAUGUAGUCAUAAUGUUUUGGUUGAUUGGUGUAAGAUUACAGGCAGCUUUGGGCCCAUUCCCCGUGGCGUUGUGAAGUGCCAAACACAAAGUCUAUUGUGUUCUCGUUGUAUUGUUGUGGCUGGGACAAAAGCUUUUCUUUCUUUCUGGAGAGGGGCGUCCGCGGCCACUGAUCUCAUCUCCGUUCAAUGCUGUCAUCGAAAAACUGUACAAAAUAAAAACUAAGGCUGCUCAGAAAGAACUCAGUGCUUGAAAGUGAAGUUUAUAUUUAUGCUGCGUUCAUGUGGUCUUAUAUUAAUAUUAAAUGCAUUAUGUGAGAUGAUUUGGCAGGACUUGGAUCAUUUAGGAUUACGACAAUUGUUUUUAGCUUCUGCUUUGAGGUCGAUCCAUCGUGUCCAACCUCGACACAGUUUAUUUAAAAUGACAAACGAUAAAGUGUUUGUUGUGAUUUAAGUAGUUAAUAUUAAAUCUAGUACAGGGCUGUGCUGUUAUCAAAUUUGAAUAAAGAUUUACUACAAUCCUCUGUCAGUAAAAGCGCGUGGUUUGGACUUCAGACUUUGAACACAGACAUUUUGGUGUUUUUGUGUGAAAUGGCAAUUAUUCAAAGUCUGUAUUGUUCAUCCAUUUAUUUACUUCAUCUGAGCAGCGACUCCCAGACUCCCCCCACCCCAGACACUUCCUCCACCUCAUCCUGUAUUGUUUAUAUUCAGGAAAUUAUAUCGGAUGCAAUUUUUAUUUGUUUUAAUAGGACAAAAUCAAAAAUUGGGAUUGAGCAAUACGACAAAAGCACCACCUUAAGAGAGGCAUAAUUAAAGGUUUAUAUUAUGUGAAAGUGACUGUCAAGUGUUGUUUCCUCCUCAAAAACAGACCUGGAGUUGUGUCUGUACCUCAAAAUGCUCUUUUCCACCUUGUGAUGUCAUGAAGUGGUCAAUUUCAAGUUAGCAGCUCUUUUAUUUUUUGCUCAUUUGAAAUCGGAAACUCCAGGGCUGAUUUUAUCCAAAUGAUUCAGGUGAAGGUGUGUGGAGUUUAAAAACACCGCGGAGCACUUCCUGAAUUACCACAUGAUGACAUCACAAGGUGGAACAGAGUGUUUUCUGUUUUCUGAGAGCCUAAAUAUGCAGGAUUUAUGUGUUAAACGUGUGUGAAUGAAACAAAAACACAACUCCAGGUCUGUUUGUGAUGAGAAAACAACAUUAGAACAACAUUAGCCCUUUAAUCAUUUCUAUAAAGCACUGAUACUAGCUUGGCAAAAACAUCUUUCUUGACUUUUUGUAGACCACAUGAAGGCAGCAUAUGUGUAUUUGACGACGCAGGGCCAGUACUACUUCCUGUUUGAUCCACUACUGUUAAAGGAAGUGACUUGAAACAGUCUCAUCUCGAUACUUUGAUUAAAAGACAUGAUUUUGACCUCAGUCAGUUUGUAUAGAAGGGUUGGUUUUGUCAACUUUAGCUCCUGUUUAUGAACUAACAGUGAUUUUAUAUAGUGUUGUGCAAAAGGUUUAAACGGGCUUGAAGAGUAAAAUGAUUUGUUAAUUGAUUCUGCCAAGGCACUGGUCUUAUCUCGCAAUGGUAAACAUGCUCCAGACUCUUUAGUUAAAGGGUAAAUGCUUUUUAUUGAGCGGUGUAUAUGAAAAUGGCUAAUAAUUGUGUACCUGUUGAAGCCUUUUGCACAUGGCUGUAUAUAUAAACGCAGGUCUAAUGGAGUCGUACUGUAAACGGUGAACGGUCACAUAUAUCGCUGGUGUCUCAUUGUGUCUCUGUCACUUGACCAUGACUUAUGCUGCAGGGCUGGUUUGUUUUCGCUCUGUUAUUUUCAGCGUUCGUGUGAGAGUCCAUUGUUUUGAGUAGGUGGGGCUGAGCGGGGAGCCCCUACAGUAGUUUAGUCGAACUAUAAAUAUAAGCAAAGGAAAGUGGAGCAACUGCUUUGUUUGUUUUUGGAACCUCAUUCUGAUCUUGCAUUGAAAUCGAUGAACUGUCUGUGAGCUUACUAUGUUUACUAAGCUGGGGAAUUGUAGGUCAUUUUUACAGUUAAUUAUUUAAAAAGAGUUGUAAAAAGAAAAAAAAAAGGUUAGUACAUAUUCCAAAUCAGGAUUAGAUGAGGACUAAAGCAAGACUAAAACUUGACAAUAUGAUUACAAGGAUUUAAGCAGACUUUUUUAAACCAGGACUCUGCUAAACCUGAAACCAUUCAACCAUCUAUUUGUCUAAUUAGGACUAAACCAGGACUAAACCAGGACUAAAACAGGUCUAAAACAGGUCUAAAUUAAGACUAAACCAGGACUAAAACAGGUCUAAAUUAAGACUAAACCAGGACUAUAGAAUGAGUCAGACUAAUCCAGAACUGAAUAAGGACUAGACCAAGACUAAAACCAGUUACAAUCUGGACUAAAUCACCAAUAAUGUGUAAAAUAAUGUAUUAAACAAGGACUAAACCAGGUCUAAACCCGGACUAUAACGAGGACUAAACUAGGAUUAAAUUUAAAUCAUCUCUUGACUUUCAUACAGCUUAAACAUUAUUCAAAAUAUUCCACACUUUGAUCAGAUUUUAAUGCCAGGUCUGAUGAGAACCAUAGAGACUGAAGGCUCUGAUAAAAGUCAAUACCAGCCACAAGCACAAAUGUGUUGUUGACGAAAUGUUUGUUUAUUUUGCAUUUUAUAUGUUUUUAUUAUUAUUUUAUUGUUAUUGAAUGAAAAGACUAAAAAUAUAAUCUGUGUACUCUGAUCUGCUGCAGGCUAAUUCCUCGAGGCAUUACGAAGCGAAACUGGAAAAUGCAUUAAAGAUUGUAGAAAAUG